Messenger RNA from Penicillium odoratum, 2529 nucleotides. RefSeq lists its product as uncharacterized. The record is from RefSeq and is a predicted model, not a curated record. Gene Ontology annotation, cellular component: membrane; cytoplasm; microtubule. Gene Ontology annotation, molecular function: GTPase activity; microtubule binding; GTP binding. The transcript has 2 exons. NCBI's taxonomy places the organism in Eukaryota, Fungi, Ascomycota, Eurotiomycetes, Eurotiales, Aspergillaceae. Bases 1 to 2529 code for a protein of 842 amino acids.
AUGUCUGAACCAAAUGUGGAUGGAGAGGCUCUGAACCAGCUACAGGUCGAACAGGGCUGGCUUCUUGACACCAUCGAUGACUUGCGCAACAUCGGUAUUAGCGGUCUUGUCGACCUGCCACAGUUGAUAGUUUGUGGUAACCAAUCCAGUGGGAAAAGCUCUGUUCUUGAAGCUAUAUCUCGUGUGCGCUUUCCUGUCAAAAGCAACAUUUGUACUCGAUUUGCCACUGAGGUCAGCCUGCGACGCCAUCCAGUAACCCGCUUCAAGGUUUCCAUCGAGCCUGGAGCUUCACGGGUAUCUGAGGCCGACCGAGAGAAAGUCCGAGAGUUUGCUCCAGAAGCGUUCACCAACAGCGACCAGUUGCCAGCCUUGAUCGAGCAAGCCAAAGAAUGCAUGGGUAUUCAAAGUGAAAAAGGGGUCAGCGACGACGUUCUCAAGAUUGAGAUAUCUGGCCCCGACAAACCGGAACUGACGCUUGUCGAUCUCCCUGGGCUUUACUACUCAAAAAGUGCCAACCAAGGAGCCGAAGGAAUCAGUAUUGCACGAGGCCUCACAGAGCAGUAUAUGAAAAGCCCGCGCAGUAUCAUCUUAGCUACUGUAUCAGCCAAGGCCGAUUAUCACCUUCAGGAGGUUCUCGAUAUUGCAGCCAAAUUCGAUCCUACCCGUGACAGAACUAUUGGCAUUAUCACUCAGCCUGAUAGAGUGGAACAACACUCCGAAGAGGAAGAUACUUGGCUGGAAAUCGCGAAAAACGAAAAGAUACGGCUGCGACUCGGGUGGCAUACGUUGCGGAAUCGGUCAUUUGAAACUCGCGACACGUCCGAUGAAGAGAGAGAUAAUCUUGAGAGACAAUUCUUCAAUCAAGGACGGUGGAGCACGGUGGCAAGAGACAGCGUUGGAAUUGAUAGCUUGAGACGUCGGCUCAGCGGCAUAUUGUUGGAACAUAUCCGUCACAGCUUGCCAGAGCUUAUCCAAGACAUCGAAAAGAAGUUGCUCGAUCGGCAGACAAAGUUUGCCAAAAUAGGUGCUCCUCGGUCGACCCUUCAACAGCAGAAGGGAUUUCUGCUUGCCCUCAGCAGCAACUUUGAGCGCAUCACCAAUCAGGCUUUAAAUGGAAUGUAUACAGAUGGCUUUUUUGCCGAGUCUGACAACUCCCAUUCAUUCGCUAUCUCUGACACUCGCCGUCUUCGUGCCACCAUUCGUCAGUUGAACGAAUAUUUUGCAGAAGCCAUGGAGAGAUAUGGUUGCAAGAUAAGGAUCAUCGGGGUCAACGAAGACACUCUCCCCACCUCCACCUUCUUUGCCAAUCCUUAUACUCAAAUCAGACUUCCUCUGAGUAAGCAUCGGCAAGACGUUGAAAAAGAGAUAGAUCAACAGGCUCGCCGAAACCGUGGAAUCGAGCUACCAGGAGCUGCAAAUCAGCUUUUGGUCGGAAGUGUCUUUCGAGACCAGUCACAACCCUGGGAACAAAUUGCGAGGGUUCACCUGGUCAGAACGUGGGAGGCAGUGGAGAGUUUUGUCAACUUGGUCUUGCAAUACCUCACGGAUGAACGUACCUACCAACUCUUGAUGGGCAGUAUUCUUGCUCCACAACUUCAAAACAUGAAGGACGGCCUGCUUUCAAAGCUUGAUGAAUUGACAGCGUACAAUAAGCGAGGGCAUCCCCUCCCUCUUGGAAAAAGCUUUCUUCAGCGAGUCCAUAAGUCCCGAGCUGAUCGGCAGAGCAAGUUAUUGGAGAAUGUUCUGGGACAAAAGCUGCCAAAAAAGGACGGAGGAUAUUCAUUAUCGCAUAUAAAGGCAGCCGUUAGCACCUUGGAAGAAACCGAAGAUCAAUUCGCCGCCGCCGAGAUUAUCGAGCAGAUGCAAGCAUACUACGAAACUGCGAUUGUAACAUUCAUUGAUAAUGUUACAACACUGGGAAUUGAGAAUUGUCUUCUUGACCCCUUGAGUGGCAUUUUGACAAGCCAAACUAUCAACAAUAUGGAAGACAAACAAGUCCAAGACUUGGCUGGGGAGGCGUCCUACAUAACAGAGGAGCGUGACCGUCUAAUCCGAGAACAGGAAAAGCUGCAAAACAGCUUAAGUGUUCUAAACAAAUGCAAAAUUCAAAAGAAAUUCACCCUCAAGCCCUUCACCGAUCAACCCGGACCAUCAAAGUCUACAAAGAUUCCUGAACGACCAGUCACUGCCAAGCCUUUUCAAUGGCCAAAAUCAAAAGGAGAUUCUAUCUUCGCCUCACAAGACAGUAUUUUUGCCACUGCUCACGCUUCCCAGCCACCAGUAUCUUCUGGCGGACGCCUGUCUGGGGGCCCAAGUAUCACAGAUAUGUCGACCCCGAAAGAAGCAGGACUUUUUGGAUCACCACUAGCUAGCGGCCCAUUUGGCAGUGGAGGCUCAACCUUGGCCCGUGGUACCAAUGCUCCUGGUCCACAGCAAAGUCAGCUGUUUCCUGCGACGCGGUCUGGGUCACCCUUUAUGCCCUCUGAACGUAAUCCUGGUGCCUGGGUUUUUUGGACUCCUAAUAAAUAG